CUCAACGUGUGUUGACAAACAUUGCGACGACCACGCCAACGCCGAACAACAACCCACCACGAUGCCGCGCACAUCCAAAUAUAGCAUUACGGCGUCGCCCCAGAGGACGCCCAUCAAAGUGCCGCUGAACGACGACCGACAAGAGAAGGCGAACCGCCGACAUGCAUUCCAAGAAGCCCAGCGCAACUCUCUGCGAGCAUCUGCUACACCAGCCCGAAGACGCAUAUCCCUCGCGGCCGGACAGAACAGCCCACAUACGCCGUCGCAAGACCAAGAUGACAUGCCCGAGGUCUCUGGAAGCGCCGUGACGCCCAUGAAGCGCGUCAUGCCUCUCCUAGCCAACUUCGAGGAGUGGAUGAAGAUGGCGACGGACAAUAAAAUCAACGCGAACAACUCCUGGAAUUUUGCGCUUAUCGACUAUUUCCAUGAAAUGUCCCUACUGAAGGAGGGCGACGGUGUGAACUUUCAAAAGGCCAGCUGCACACUCGACGGCUGUGUGAAGAUCUACACUAGUCGAGUCGAUAGCGUUGCCAGUGAUACCGGCAAACUACUCAGCGGUCUCGCAGAGAAUGCCAGCAAGAAGCGCCGCGGGGAUGCUGAUGACGGAGAAGAGGGCGAGGAUGAUGACGGCGAAGAGGGAGAAGAUGGCCAAAAGAAGCGCAAGAAGAGGGCUGCGCGGUCGGCCGAAGCUACACUCGCAACGUCUUUCUCGCAACUACAGAACAAGAAGAUGGAAUUGGAGUUCUCGGUAGACCCGUUGUUCAAAAAGGCGUCCGCUGACUUUGACGAGGGAGGUGCCAAGGGGCUGCUUCUCAAUCACUUGGCUAUCGACUCGAAAGGACGAAUCGUCUUUGAUAGCAGCGACGAUGCGAACGACGCAACAGCAGCAGAGGAGUCGCGAGCCACCCCAAUGCCUGAGGAUCCCGCGCAUGAGCAACGCGAUGAUGCUUCAGAACAACAACCAUCAGAUACAAUCGAGAUUGACAUCUCCGGACUUGCGAAAAAGUAUUUCCCAGACUUGUCUCACCUCGACGAGCAGGAUGUGUGCCCUUCCAUGAAGACAUUCGAUCUUGGGGACGUGAAUGGGUCCAUAGAUCUCCCCUUUCUCAGGGGUCCAGAGGACGGGCGAGAUGAUGAGAACAAAGACGCAGAAGAGGAAGCAGGCAAUCGUUCAGGCGUGUUUCUCGACGACGACAACCCAAUGGGCUUUGAUGAUGACGAUGAUAUCAACAUGGGCGGGUUCGACCUUCCUCCCGAGACUGGUUUCGGUGAGGGUGGUGAAGUAUGGGCUAGGGAAGCUAUUCGAGAUCCACAAAUCCGUGUCCACACUAUGGGACUCGGUCAGGGAGAUGAUGAGGCUGGUGAGGCUGGAGUUGGAGCUACAGGCAGCGAAAGUGCCCAAUAUGGUAUUUCUAUGACCCACGGUCGGGAUCAAGAGCAAGAGAACAUCUUGAGCUACUUCGACCAGGCCCUAAAGAAAAACUGGGCAGGGCCAGAGCAUUGGCGCAUUCAGCGAGUCAAGGAUGUUGGAAAGACUACACCGACAACGAAGCGAAAGGAGAAGGAGCCCUUCGAGAUCGAUUUUGCGGCCCCUAUGACCCAGAGUGCUGCAGACAUGUUGUACAUCCCCGCGACUUCGAACUCUACCAUUUCAUUACCUAAGGCGCAGUGGAAAUCGAAGACACGGAAUCUUCUACCUGAUGAUAAGCACUUCAACUCAAGACAGCUGUUGAGGCUUUUCUUGAAGCCGAAGUCGCGAAUGGGUUCACGAAAAGAAGGCAAACGCGCACAGCCACAGCCUGAACAGCCAGUACAGGGCGAAGUUGAUGAGGCCUAUUGGGCUAAUCAGCAAGACGCACUUGCUGAAGAAGACGGUGCCGUGCAAGGCAAUUACGAUGCCGACUUCUUCCAAGACGAUCCUCUGCCGCUGCCUGGCGGGCCGAUCGAUGACGAUGACGACUUCGCGGAUGCCCGCGACCACUUUUCGCCACCGCCUCAAGAAGCACCAGAAGCAGUGCGGCCUAUCGACGGCGCAGUACCCAGUUCGCAAGCCGAUGCGUUCGGGGCGCAAUUGGUCACACAAAGCAGGAGAUUCCGGCCUGAGUACGUGCAAUACGCCAGAGUAGCGAAGAAGGUCGAUGUCAAGAGAUUAAAAGACGAGCUGUGGAACAGUAUCGGCUUCGAAGGGAUCAAUGCACCUCCGCCGCCAGACGCCGUCGGAGACCCAUCAGCCAAAGCAGUAGACGGCUCACUCACUUUCACAGAAGUGGUCAACAAUCUGCAAGCCGUGUAUCCCAAGCAAGUCAUGGCCGACAUAUCAACUAGCUACUGCUUCAUCUGCGUGCUGCAUUUAGCUAACGAGAAGGGCCUGAUCAUCAACAAUCAGGAGAACUUUGAGAACCUUACUAUUCGAAGGGACUUCACGGCGGAUCUGGAUAUUGGCAUUGAUGCGUAGAUGUGUUUGGAUUGGGUAUGAUUUCUUGAUACCAUGUUGGCGUUUGGGGUCUAUAAUGUGCGGUGAUGUGUAUAUGAGCUAGAAUAUUUGCAUUGAGCAUCGUUACUCUAAAUUCUUAACGGUAUUUUUUUUCCCGUCGAAGCCUGAGAUGGGGUGUGGUGUUCACGGUGAUGAGCUGCAUCACAGAGUUGUUGAGGCAUGUCUUACCGUCCGUCACGUAGUUUAUGACAUAUCAAGAACUACUAUUUUUACAAGUGUCCCG
Molecule: messenger RNA, 2717 nt
Organism: Cucurbitaria berberidis CBS 394.84
Lineage: Eukaryota; Fungi; Ascomycota; Dothideomycetes; Pleosporales; Cucurbitariaceae
Product: barren
Exons: 4
Coding region: 62-2455 (797 amino acids)
Biological process (GO): mitotic chromosome condensation
Cellular component (GO): condensin complex
Molecular function (GO): chromatin binding
Source: RefSeq, a predicted model, not a curated record